AUGCCAACCUCUGGUCGCAUGACCGAGCCGCGAAACUAUGCACCCCGCACAUCCGGUUUGCCCAUGUCCAGCGAGCCGCCACCCAAGUUCAAUCUGGAGCUGCCCACAGUUUCGCAGAAUGAGCAGGAGACGUUGCUGCCGUCGCCAGAGGCCUUUGAGUACCAGCUUGGCGCUUUGGUUCAGCAGACUCUGCCGGCCCAGCAGAGCCUUGCCGUGUACCAGCCGCCGGCCGAGGUCUACGAUGGGCGCUCCGAGAAGCUCAAGGCGCUGACGAACCCAGCCUGGGGCAAUUCCAAGCUCGCUUCUGUUCUUGACCCGAGCAACAUGCCGUUUGUCGAGGCCGCUAAGCAGGCUCAGCCCAAAAACUAUGGCGUUGUUCGCCUUGGUAACAUUCCAUUUGCCACCAAGCGCUCCGAGGUGAUUGCUUUUCUCGGCCGCAACUCCAAGAUCUUGAACGAUGUCGAAGAGCCCGUUCACAUCAUCAUGGAAAAAGUCACCAGCAAGACCAUGGAUGCCUACGUCGAGUUUAUGACUCUCGAGGAUGCCAUGCGUGCUGUGGAGAAGCACACCCAAAACCAGCUCUCCGGCCGGCCGACGCGUUUGGGCGACCGUCCUGUGGACUUGCAGCUUUCCAGCCAGGCAAGCCUCAUGAAGGACUUGUUCCCCGUCGCGGCCGGCGUCGUCUGGAAGGGAGUGACCCCCGAGAUCCAGCCCGUGAAGCCCAACGAGCCUUGGUCCAACUUCAAGGGUUUCAUUUCCGCCGAGGAGAUGGUCAUGCUCGUGAAGCAUGUCGAGGUUCCCCACCGAUCGCCUUUUUCCAAGGAAUGCCCCCAGCGUCCCUAUGAGUGCCUCAUCAGCACGCUGCGCAAGUUUCCGUGGUACAUGACCGAGUGCAUCACGGUCGGCCAGCGCAAUGCCAUGUUUCAGACCACGCGCGACCUGCUGCGACUGUUGCUCAAGAGCCUUGACAAAGGGGACGACACUGUCACGCUCAACAAGCAGCUGCUGCGCCGCGUGGCCAAGGCUGCCAUGGAGUGCCCUGGCUUCACCACCCUGAUGAAGGAUGACAUUGCCUGGAUCGUGGGCAUGGACGAUGGCGAGCAACGCUCCUACGGCCAGCCAAGGUUCGCGAGCAGCUGGCGCCACCAGUAUGCUCUGGUCCCCAAGCCCAGCAUGCCGCUGGACGUGGUCGAGUGGUACAUUACUGCAAUUCGGGAACAGACGAUGAGAGACGUGUUUGCACGCCCCCACGGCGAGCGGCGCGUCAUUCAGGACAAGGCCCUGUCCACUGACGGAUACUGGGGCUACUUUUGGGUCGAGGUCGAUUACCCUACCGGUGCUGCUUUUGACAACAUGAUGCUUGCGCACGCUGCGCAGGUUGAGUUUUCAGCGAUCGAGGCCAUUCUUGCUCGUGCUUCUGGUUUCAUGUGA
Molecule: messenger RNA, 1431 nt
Organism: Akanthomyces muscarius
Lineage: Eukaryota; Fungi; Ascomycota; Sordariomycetes; Hypocreales; Cordycipitaceae
Exons: 4
Coding region: 1-1431 (476 amino acids)
Molecular function (GO): nucleic acid binding
Source: RefSeq, a predicted model, not a curated record